Solanum stenotomum is the source of this 433-nucleotide messenger RNA. RefSeq lists its product as uncharacterized. NCBI's taxonomy places the organism in Eukaryota, Viridiplantae, Streptophyta, Magnoliopsida, Solanales, Solanaceae. The annotation marks the transcript as partial. The record is from RefSeq and is a predicted model, not a curated record. The transcript has a single exon.
UCACAAGUUUUCCGUUUUUUCUCCCACUCUUCACUGCACAAAAUCAUCAAUGGCGAUUCGCCGGAUUUUAGCGAAACGCUUAUCUAGUACCCUAAAAUUAGAUCCACUUCCACCUCUAACGGUUCUAGAACGUUCUCACAUUCCGGCGACACCGCCGGAUUUCGUCAACGGUGACUUCUUCGGACGGUUUCUCCAGAGGAGAGAAAUCAAUCAUGUGGCGAGACUGCCGGAGUUUUUGUCUAUUCCGGUUGGAGAAAAAUUGAGAGAGAAAUUGAGAUCUAUGAAUGUUACCGGAGAAAGGAUUAGAUUCGAACGCCUAGCUCCACCUGCUCCGUCUACGGCAACGGCGUUGCUACCGGCGGAGACGAUGGGGAAGAUAACCGUGAAUGAUGCUAAGAAGAUAUUGAAAAUUUCGCAGUUGGAGAAAGUGAAA